GAGGGACCCGCUCCUGCCUCUCGCCGCCGCUUCCACCUCCUCGGGAGCCAGAGAGACCCGCCGAGCCAGCAGCAGGAGAAAGAGGCGGACACGGCGCAACCUCUUCCCCGCGGUAGAGGUGGGUGAGGGCUGGCAGGGCCCCGGCAACCACGGUCGCCGCUGCCGCCGCCAUGAAUCCUGCAAGCUGCUCAAGACCGGCCCCGGGAAGAAAGCCGGCCGGCCGGAGGGAGCUGGAAAGAGAAUAGGGAGCCGGUGCCGAGUGCUCCUCGCCCGUUACUUUGGGGCCAGGCUAGCCACCUCCGUGUCCAUGAGACCGCCGUCUUCCCGUCAGAGGAGCUGCCGCCGCCACCUCCUCCUUCAUCAGCAGCCACCAACCAGAGCGCACGCCGCCGCUGUUGCCGCCGCUGGGCCCAGUUCCCUCGGCCCUGCCGCCGCCUUUCCUCUGCGCAGCAGAAGGAAAAGACUACAGAUCCACGUGUGAAAAGAAUGGCUGUGACUUUAGAAAAGGCCCAAAGGGCGGCCUAUGUAUUUCUGAAAGCACUCUUAAGAUUUGGCUUCAUGGUUGCUAAUAACCUUGUCGCUAUUCCGUCCUACAUUCUAUAUUUAAUAGUACUGCAACCUCUCCGAUUGUUGGAUAGUAAACGGUUCUGGUAUAUUGAAGGAGUAUUAUUUAAAUGGCUUUUAGCUAUGGUGGCAUCCUGGGGCUGGUGGGCAGGAUAUACAGUCAUGGAAUGGGGAGAUGAUGUUAAUACAAUAACAGAAGAUGAAGCUGUGAUGCUGGUGAACCAUCAAUCAACAGGAGAUGUUUGCACUCUAAUGAUGUGCCUUCAGGACAAAGGCACGGUUGUUCGUGAGAUGAUGUGGCUGAUGGAUCAUAUUUUUAAAUAUACAAACUUUGGAAUUGUAUCUCUAAUUCACGGAGACUUCUUUAUAAGACAGGGAAAAGCUUACCGUGACCAGCAGCUUGUGCUUCUCCAGGACCAUCUAGAAAAAUAUUACAGGAGUCGUGAUCGCAAGUGGAUUGUAUUAUUUCCAGAAGGUGGUUUUCUUAGAAAAAGAAGAGAAACCAGUCAGGCAUUUGCCAAGAAAAACAAUUUGCCAUUUCUUACACAUGUUACACUGCCAAGACUAGGGGCCACACAAGUAAUACUGAAAAAUCUGGUAGCUCAGCAAGAAAAUGGAACUCUGGCAGUUGAAAAUGCUGCAGAAGCAGAAAGUAAAUCAAAAGGUCUUCAGUGGGUGAUAGAUACCACCAUUGCGUAUCCCAAAGCUGAACCCAUAGACAUCCAGACCUGGAUUCUUGGCUACAGGCGACCAACAAUUACCCAUGUCCAUUACAGGAUUUUUUCAAUUAAAGAUGUACCUGUUGAGGCUGAAGCCCUCACUGUUUGGUUAUAUCAACGCUUCAUUGAAAAGGAGGAUCUCUUGUCACACUUUUACAAAACAGGAGCAUUCCCUCCCCUGCAGGGACAGACAGAAGUUGUUUCCCGGGAGAUGACCCUUAGCAAUUUGUGGCUAGUUCUUGUACAGUUCUUUGCAUUUUUGUCAGGUGGGAUGUGGUACUGCAUUCUUCAGUAUUUUUAUCAAUGCCUAUUUUAAAAGGUGAAUGAAUGAGACCUGAGUACACAAUUAGGAACUUGGUACUUUACAGAGUGCAUCAUAUUACAUGUGCAAAUGUGAAUAUACCAGGAGAAAUGAACAAACUGGAUGGACUUUCUCCCCUUUGCGGGAGAGGGGGAUUUUAAACUCCGCUAGAAGAGAGGAUCAGUAAUAUAGUGACCUAAUGAUGUAUUUUAAGAACUGUCCAUAUUUUUAAAAGGUGUGGUUCCCCGCACACCUACGUCAGCAAAUUCAGCAUUUGAACAGGAGACGCAAUUAUACGACCACCACAGGUGAACAUCUGCAGCAAGAAUGCUUUUACUGCAGGUAGUAUUCAGCAUUGUAGUUAAAACUCAGAAUCUUCAGCAACUUUCUCUCCAGUAGUCUGUACUGCAAGUCUUGUGGUAGAGAUCCCUCAUCUGCACAAACUCGAGUUGUAUUGUAAUUAAUCAUGCUGGAUCUGUUUAAUGUACUUUGCAGACCUGGUUAUGGUAUCGUGACUGCCCCAUGUUACCUGUUUAGUAGAGACAUCUUUCUUUUUCUGGGGGGUGGGGGUGGGGAAUAUCUCGGUGAGAUCUUGUAUUGGAAAAAGGAAAUCUACUCUGCAAAGAGACAUUGCAGUAGAAUGAAGUAUUGAAAGAAUUGUGCAUACCUCAUAGACCCAUUUAUUAUUAUCAUGUCUUCUGUCUUUAAACCGUUUGUGAUUAUCCUCUUGGAAGGGUACUUCAAAGUGGCACAUCACUUAAUCUGCUUCCUAUUUUGAUUUUAUAAUGCAUUUCAUAAAUUGAUACACAUCUCUUUCUCUCUCUCUCUUUCUUGCAAAAUGCACUUUUGAAAAUGCAAUACAGUGAUGGAAAAAAGCAUAGCUUGAAAGAAAUAUAGAUGCUGUUCCUAACAGAUUGGAUUCUUGAGAGCUAUUAGCACAGAAAGUUCUGUGGAUUUUGAACCCUAAAGUGAAUGAGUUGCCACAAUCUAGCCAAGGUGGUGUUUUUUUUAACCCUUAUAGAGGCCUUUAUUUCCAUCUGACACAAUAGCACUCAGAACAGCUGUGAGAAGGUUUGUGUUCAUAUAUGCCAAGCACCUCGAUGCUUUGCUUAUAGGAAAAAUAAGAGGAAGUUAAUUUAGUCACAAAACAGUCUAUCUAGUCAUUGGAUAAAACAAUAGGAAGACAUUUGCUUUACCAUUCUGAGCUAUUGCAAAAAUUCUCUGAACCAUGAAGGGCAUUACUAAGUCUGCCAUCUUGCUGAAAAAUGUCACUGUCACAGAAAGGGAAUUUCAUUUAAGAGGCAGACUGGCACUAAAGCAGGGUUUCAGGUGUUAACAUUACAGUUUUAUAAUGGUUUUGAAGGAAAAGUUUCUAUGUUGGUUAUUUAUCACUGUUGGAAUGUUUGGCAUCAUGUCAGUAUGAUAACAUGAAUAUACAUAAAAGAACCAUUCCUAGAACACAGUUUCUAAUUUACACAUACAGGCCUGUAGACUAAACUUUUAACGGCAGAAUGUUGUCUUUUAAGGACUGUAAUUUUUUCUAAGAGCAAAGCCAAGCCAUCAAUAGUUGUCUGUGCUGAGAUUGAGGUAUAUAUUCUCCUGUUUUUUUCCAAAUCACAUGAGAACCACUUUUGGUGAGUAGUAUACAAAAUAAAAAUGUAAAACCACAGUAUCAUACUUUUAUUCUUUUGUUUUGAGUGGGGAAUAGGGACAGGAUGAAUUUUCCCUACUAAUGUACAAAAAUGGCAUCUGUAUAUGCCAAAAGUUAGGUGGUAUCCAAUUAACCUCUCCCACUAACAGAAUGGCUUCCAUCAAAGGAAUGGAGAGGGAGGCUGUUCCCCCUUCCCCUCUGCAGGUCCCUGCGUGCCUCAAAAUAUCCACAGGAUUGGGAGAGAUUCCGGAACAGAAAUGGGGGAUUGGAGUGGGUGGGACCGCAGCAGGGGUAGGGGAACUCCCAUUUUGUGAGCAGAAGUCGGCUUGUAUGAUGUUGGGAUUUGGCAUUGUUUUUAAACAUUUCAGCCUGGGUGAUGACUGCAUCCACCAUUCAUUCUAGAAAAUGCACUGAUGUAUUUCAUUAGUAUGAUGCCACCACAGAUACAAUGCAAAAGGUCAUUAGUAUGUUGCUCAAUCUUUAACAAUAAAUGUAGGUUUUUAAACUUACACAGGUAAUUGAAUUCCGCUAUAAGAAUAUCAUUUUUUAAAUAGUGUGUUUCCUAAAAAGGAAGUGGUUUGGAAGGGCACGUUUCUUUUCUUCUUAAUCCCGCUUGCCUUAUUGAGCUAUAGCUAUAACAACCAGUGUGCUUUAUUUGCUGUAUAGCAGGAAGUUGUUACGGUGUUCAUUUCUGGUCCCUUGAUGUAUGUGGCUACAAUCUGAGCAAAAUACUUCUUCGAUUGGGAUGCAAAGCAGCAACUGUUGUUUUAGGGCAUAGCUUAUUUGGACAGAGUCCUACUUUGGGAAGAGCAUGAUUGUUUUAAAAAGGAAGAUUUAGGACUAAACAUAGGUAGCAAAAAUGCCACGUGCAAGAAUACAGCUUCCAUCCCCUGCAACAAUUGUUCAGCGAGUCUAGGACAAUACUGUAAAUACUGAUUUGCUACUUAAUGAAUCAGAAAUGGAUAGCCAUUUGGUUCAGUGUAUCAUGACCACGUUUUAACUGAUUCCUUUGCAUUCGCCAGAAUGUCUCUUUUAAGCACUGAUCGCCAUUUGAAUGAAUCACCAUGAUUCCAACUGAACUGUAUAAAGUUAUGUCCCAUUAAUUUUAGAGAAACACAUCCUAAUAAUCUGUUUGGGUGUAAUUUACAGUAGAUUGAUAUUUUUCCCUCACUUGUCUAUUGGAAAAUGUGAAGAAAAUAAAGUUGUUGUGUCUCCUUUAUGGUUGAACUGGGAGAAAAUGUGAAGACAUUGUUUUUAGGAAUUCCUAAAUAAAAGCACCUUUCUAUUCUCA
Molecule: messenger RNA, 4526 nt
Organism: Elgaria multicarinata webbii
Lineage: Eukaryota; Metazoa; Chordata; Lepidosauria; Squamata; Anguidae
Gene: LPGAT1
Product: lysophosphatidylglycerol acyltransferase 1
Exons: 9
Coding region: 487-1599 (370 amino acids)
Biological process (GO): phosphatidylinositol acyl-chain remodeling
Cellular component (GO): endomembrane system; endoplasmic reticulum
Molecular function (GO): acyltransferase activity
Source: RefSeq, a predicted model, not a curated record